AAGAUAACAAAGUUAUACUUAAUGAUUUACUAGAAAAGAGUGUACCUGGGGAAAAUAAUCUUGCUAUUAACCCUGAAGAUAUACGAUGUAAAUGGUCUAUCCGAUACUCGAGUAAAACAUUAAUUGUUAAACAAUGCAUAUGUGGAAGUUAUCGUGAAAAAGUAGUUGUACCUGGUUCUCGAGUUUCAACAGCUCGCUAUCCCUAUGUAGGGUGUCUUGCAUUUGUUACAAUUUCUCUUUGCAAUGAUGAAAUUUGUGGCAUUGCAGGGUAUCUGGAACAUUCUAAUCAAUGUAUAAUUUCUCAGCCGCAUAAUGACCCUCAGUAUAAGCUCCUACCAUAUAUAAAGAAAAGUGUAGAAAAUUUAUUGAGCCUUAAUGUAAGAACUUCAGAUAUUCUUGCUCAAAAUGCAAGAAUCGUGAAAAAUGUCUUUAAAAAUC
Messenger RNA from Racocetra persica, 438 nucleotides. The record is from the annotation of a GenBank genome assembly. Lineage: Eukaryota; Fungi; Glomeromycota; Glomeromycetes; Diversisporales; Gigasporaceae.